ACCAAACCGAAACGACUAGUCGCAUAUAGAUCUAAUGUAUCGAAAUGAACGGAUUCCAUAAAUGUAUUAUAAUUUUUCUUUUUGCAACUAUUUGUGUCCAUUUAGCCGACAGCAAAGUAAAGGAGGACAUCAAAUUAUUUUUAACGAAAUUUAAAAAUCUGGCUGUACAAUCUGCAGGUAUUUUCUUGCAGGACAGCAAGUCAGAUGUGAACAGCACCUCCAAAGAAUUCUGCAUGAAAAGUAACGAAAGGGCGAAUCGCUUCAAAAGGAUUGUUUUCCUGCAGAAACAGCUUAUCCUUAAACUGCAAUCCCAAUUGCUGGAAAAAGUCCUGGAUUGCAGCAAUCUCAGGCAAAGAGUUCGCAGGCUCAGUGCAAGUUACAUGAACUUAAAGUCCGAGUUUGAAGAAGUGAGGACGAAAAGCCCCAAGAUGCCGAUUACUUUAUAAUACGAAUUGUAGUUUUGUUAGAUUGAACAAUACUAAUAAUUAAUUGAUGAAA
Messenger RNA from Drosophila santomea, 498 nucleotides. RefSeq lists its product as uncharacterized. The transcript is spliced from 3 exons. Lineage: Eukaryota; Metazoa; Arthropoda; Insecta; Diptera; Drosophilidae. The record is from RefSeq and is a predicted model, not a curated record. The coding region runs from base 45 to 446 and encodes 133 amino acids.